Molecule: messenger RNA, 2289 nt
Organism: Caenorhabditis bovis
Lineage: Eukaryota; Metazoa; Nematoda; Chromadorea; Rhabditida; Rhabditidae
Source: the annotation of a GenBank genome assembly
AUGAUUCAUACUCUUUAUACGCCAACGCCAAUUACUUCCAAUGACCUUCUUUAUAUUCUAUAUUCUGUAACUCGGACGCAUAGGAUAAAUGGAUUUAUUUUCUUGAAAAGUCGUGUAGAAUUUUACGAGCAAAAGUGCAAAAAAGUAAAAUACCUUUCGUUAUGUUUGAAGGAGUUUUGUCUUUCAUUCACUGACAUUUUGGAAAAGAAUGAUGUCAAAAUUAGUGAUAAGUUAAAACAUAAAAGUAUUGAAGAAAUUGUUCAAAUGUGUGUCGAUAUUUUUGACAACGACGAGAAUGAAAGACGAAAACAACAGUUCCUUCAUCAUGUUGAAGUUUUGCAAAAGGAAUACAGUGCGCCGCAAGUUCUUGAAAUACUUAUUAAAGAGUAUGAAGACGGAAUCGCUAGCCGAAUUGCAUUUGAAACACAAAUUCGAGCAGUUACUGAAAACGAAAUCACCUUCAUAUUUAGUGGAUUAUGCCGAGCAAAAGAAUUUGUAAUCCGCGUAAUAAAGCGUGAUUCUGGUGAAUAUGUAUUCGUCAGCGAUGUCAACGAUUUGAUUGAACAGUUUUCAAAGGGCAAGAAGAAUUUUAAAAAAUUGAAAAGAUCGGAUCCUGGUACCAAUGGAAUUCUUAAUUUAAUCACGAAAAAGGAUUUUAAUGAAAUGUUCAAAAAAAUCAUAAAAGAUGAGAAAAUUUUUGCUUUUCUCGACGACAGAUUACAGUUAAUUGGACACGCGAUGAUGUCACCAUUUCAAAAAUUGUGCUUGUUAGCUGACGAAGCUUUGACUGAUGUUUUAAUGUUUUUAAAUGAUUGCGGAUCGUUAUUUAAAACAGAUGUUGAAGUGCAAAUUCUCGAAGAUUGGGCCAACGAGCUUUAUCAGUAUUUUCGAGUGGACCAAAAAACACCAUAUACUGUUGAUAUGGAACCGAUUUAUUGCAUGAAAAAAAGACUUCGCCACAAAUUGAAGGAGCUAGACAAGAUGGCUCUGUUACUUCAUAAUCAAAAAUAUUGCAAAUUCUACAAAUUUUGUGUUCUUCGAUUUAUUCAUAAAGAAGCGGAUCUAAAGGGGCUGAAGCCAUGUGAGAAUCAAAAAUCAAUACGCAAAGAAAAGACAAAACUCGAAAAAGAGAAAGAGGAGAAAGUGGAAAUUUGUUGGAAGAUUGAGCUUGCCAAAAAGGAAGCUGAAUGGAAGCGGAAAGAGGAACGCUAUAUCUCGAUGAUUGAUUCUCUCAAUUCGUCUGUUGCAACUAUUCGUGUAGAAGCAAACAAGAAAUCGACAGAUUUGAAAAAAUCGGAGAAAAAUCGAAUUAGCGCGGAAAAUAUGGCUAAGAAACUCCAAGAAGAACUCAAGGAACUUCGUCCGAAAUUGAAGCAGGCUGAAAACUCAAAUAAACGCCUUGAAACAAAACUUAAAGAAGCCGAUGCGACUAUUCAGAAGUUAAAAGAAAUGAGCAAGGAAGAAAAUGCUCUCGAAAUUAAACGAGCGAAUGAAACGAUUUGCGAUCUUCAGAACGAAAUUGAAUGUCUUAAAGAAAAACUCGUCGAACUGGAAUUAAUGAAUGCAAAUCUUGAUAGCGAUUUGAAAGAUGCAUCUGAAGAGGUUGAGGGCUUGUGGAAUAAAAUUCAGGAAUCUACUAAUAAGUCGGAUACGGUGAAAUCAAACUCGGUUAAGCAAACAAAAGUUGAUGAGAAGGAGCCGAAUAAAUCAGAUGAGCCGACAAAACGGCUGAAGACUAUGAUACAAGACAACAAGUGUACGAGAGCGUCAUUGAUGGAUAAAGAGUUGAGGCAACUGGAAAUUAUAAAUGAUAUUCUUGUCGCGUCUGAUUCGUUCAUAACAGACAUGCCGGUCACUUCUGAUCAAAUGAAAAUCGAGCUGGCCGAGUUUAUUGCAUAUAAGGACAAUGCUUUGGAGCAACUCGAACGGAAUGUCUCGCUACUUGUGAACAAUUAUAAUACUACAAUCAAUGAAAGAGUUAUCAGACAUAUAUUGCCAAAGCCGUUUUCUUUGAAUUUUAUGACUUAUAUUGAACACGAAAUGAAGAAAACGAUAUGCGAAACGAACCAAAGUGCAUUGGACGUGGAGAAUGUUGAUAACAGAGACUUGGAAAUUGACGACAAUACCUGCAUUAUUUGUUUUGAGGAAUUGAAAGCUGAAACGCAACAAUGUGAAACAUGCCAUCGUAGAUAUGAUUUUGAUUGUUUGGCAGAAUGGCAACGUAAGAAAGCGGUGUGUCCUGUUUGCGACGCUUUUCUUCCAGUUGAAGCAUUAUAUCCACCGAACUAA